AUGAGUUGCUUAAGUUGGAACUGCUGGGGGCUUGGGAACUCCCGGACAGUUAGAGAACUUCACCUUUUGGUGAAGAAUAAGGCCCCAAAUUUUGUUUUCCUGAUGGAGACAAAAUUUAGAAGAAACAAGGUUGAGAGAAUCAAGAACUUUCUGAAAAUGGAAAACAGUUUUAUAGUAGAAUGUAGAGGUUUGAGUGGAGGUUUGACAUUCUUAUGGAAGGAAGAAAUUGAUGCAGUCUUGGAAUCCUAUACUCAACAUCACAUCUCUUUAAAAGUUAAGAAUUCACUAGAUGGGAAGACAUGGAUUUUAACUGGGUUCUAUGGUGAUCCAAUUACUGCUAAGAGGCAGGGAAGCUGGCAGCUACUUAGAAGGUUGAAGCCAGCUAAUGACUUGGGGUGGCUCUGUGUUGGGGAUUUUAAUGAAAUUGUCUCUACUAAUGAGAAAUCUGGAGGAAUGAUGAGACCUUGUAGUCAGAUGGAAAGUUUCAGAGAGGCUUUGGAGGAAUGUGAACCAAGUGACAUAGGCUUUGUGGGGAACAAGUAUACCUCGUCUAACAAUCGAUAUGGGGCUGAGUUCACUAUAGAGAGGCUAGACAGAGGCUUAUGCAAUGCAAUAUGGACUGAAUGGAAUCCUAGAGCAAUGGUCCUUUCUUUAACUGCUCUUAAUUCUGAUCAUUGUCCACUUCUUAUCUCUAAGGAUAACCCCCAACAGGAUAUUAGUAGUCAUACCAAACCUUUCAGGUAUGAGGUGAGCUGGGCUCAAAGAGAAGCUUGCAACAAGUUGAUUACUGAAGAAUGGUCAAGGCCAAGACUAGCUUCUAAUAAGCUAAAUUAUGUUAUUGAAGGACUGAAGAGAUGUCAAUUUAAGUUGCAACAAUGGAGCAAACAAGCAAUGAGUGGCUCUAAGAAGGAAGUUAAGCACAAACUGCUCCAAAUCAAUAUUCUACAGAAGUGCAAUCAGAGACAUAUGAAUGAAAGAAUAAAAGUUUUGAAGAAAGAAGUUGUUAAACUGUUGGAAGAGGAGAACCUUAAAUGGAAGCAGAGGGCAAAGCAGAAAUGGCUUAAAGAGGGUGAUAGGAAUACCAAGUAUUUUCACCAAUGUGCUUCUCAGAGGAGUAAAGUUAAUAGAGUCAUCAAACUUUUUGAUGACACUAGCCAGGAAAUAACCAAUGCAGCUGCAAUUUGCCAGCAAUUUCAAGAUUUCUUCCAAGAUCUUUUCACUACAUCUUGUCCCCAGAACAUUGAUGGAUGCUUGGCUGCUACUAGACCCAAGGUAACUGAGGAGAUGAAUCAAGAUCUGAAGAGGCCAUACACUGCUCAGGAGAUUGAAGAAGCUUUGUUCCAAAUGGAUGGCUUGAGCUCACCUGGACCUGAUGGCUAUCCAGCUGCCUUCUUUCAACAACACUGGAAUAUAGUUGGCAGGCAAGUUAGUGAAUCAGCCCUCUUUGUGCUUAAUUCUAAAAGGCAACAUGGAUGA
Molecule: messenger RNA, 1476 nt
Organism: Juglans microcarpa x Juglans regia
Lineage: Eukaryota; Viridiplantae; Streptophyta; Magnoliopsida; Fagales; Juglandaceae
Exons: 1
Coding region: 1-1476 (491 amino acids)
Molecular function (GO): catalytic activity
Source: RefSeq, a predicted model, not a curated record